Messenger RNA from Lolium rigidum, 1710 nucleotides. RefSeq names its product L-ascorbate oxidase-like. The record is from RefSeq and is a predicted model, not a curated record. The transcript has 2 exons. Gene Ontology annotation, cellular component: extracellular region. Lineage: Eukaryota; Viridiplantae; Streptophyta; Magnoliopsida; Poales; Poaceae. The coding region runs from base 1 to 1710 and encodes 569 amino acids. Gene Ontology annotation, molecular function: copper ion binding; oxidoreductase activity.
AUGCUGCCGCCGGCGCCGAGGCCACUGCUUGUUGCCGCGGCCGUGCUCUGGUUUUGCCUCGCGGUGACGAAUGCCAAGGUACACCACUACGACUGGGACAUCUCAUACCAGCACAAGUCCCCCGACUGCUUUGAGAAGCUCGCCGUCACCGUCAAUGGCGAGGCCCCCGGCCCGACCAUCCGCGCCACGCAGGGCGACACCAUCGUCGUCACCGUGAAUAACAAGCUCGAGACCGAGAACACCGCCAUCCACUGGCAUGGCAUUCGUCAGAUUGACACGCCCUGGGCUGACGGCGUCGCCGGCGUGACGCAGUGCCCCAUCCUACCUGGCGAGACUUUCACCUACAAAUUCGUCGUCGACAGGGCGGGCACGUAUCUGUACCAUGCGCACUACGGCAUGCAGCGAGUGGCGGGGCUCAACGGCAUGAUCGUCGUGACCGUGCCGGAUGGCGUCAGGGAGCCCUUCACGUACGACGAGGAGCACACUAUCCUCCUCCAAGACUGGUGGCACAAGAGCGUCUACGACCAGGCCACGGGCCUCUCCGCCAAACCCUUUGUCUUCGUCGGUGAGCCCCAGUCUCUACUCAUCAAUGGCCGAGGAAUGUUCAACUGCUCGAACCUUGCUACCCCCACCGGAUCGUGCAACAACUCCCGCCCGGACUGCACAUUGCCUGCUCUAUUCUCCAUCGUGCCGGGGAAGACAUACCUCCUCCGCCUCGGCAGCCUCACGUCGCUCUCGUCACUCAGCUUCGAGAUUGAAGGCCACUCUAUGACGGUGGUGGAGGCCGAUGGGCACUACGUCCGGCCGUUCGUGGUGAGGAACCUCUUCAUCUACUCUGGCGAGACAUACUCCGUGUUGUUCAAGGCCGACCAAGACCCGAGGCGGAACUACUGGGCCACGUCCCACAUUGUCGGCCGCAACGCCACCAUGACACCAAGCGGCAAGGCCGUCGUGAGCUAUGCCGGCAACGACCCGCGGAAGACACCGCCCACUGUGCCAACGAACGGCCCAGCAUGGGACAACACGGCCAUCAGGGUGGAGCAGAGCAAGUCCAUCCUCGCACAUCCGGGCUACGUCGUCCCGGUGCCAGUGAGAGCUGACCGCACGCUGCUUCUGCUCAACACACAGAACAACAUCGACGGCCACAUCAAGUGGACAAUCAACGGUGUGUCCCUCCACUUUCCGGCCACGCCCUACCUCGUGUCUAUGAAGCACGGCCUCACCGAUGCAUAUGAUCAGCGCCCACCUCUAGACACCUACGACCACAGGGGCCAUGACAUCUCCGCUCCGGCGCCAACAAACGGGACUAUUGGCAGCCCGGUGUACCGACUGGCAUUUGACUCCGUGGUGGACGUGGUGCUGCAGAACUCCAACAUGCUCAACAACAAGAGUGAGACGCACCCGUGGCACCUCCAUGGACACGACUUCUGGGUGCUUGGACACGGGGAUGGCAAGUUCAACCCGACAGCGGAUGCAUGGAGGCUACUGAAUGUGAAAGACCCAAUCAUGAAGAACACGGUGCCGCUACACCCAGACGGCUGGACGGCGAUAAGGUUCCACGCGAACAACCCGGGGGUGUGGCUCUUCCACUGCCACGUCGAGGCACAUGUGUUCAUGGGUAUGGGAGUUGUGUUCGAGGAGGGCGUGGAGAGUGUUGGACGCCUACCGUCGUCCAUCAUGGGGUGUGGACAUUCCAAGGGACUGCAUUGA